Cryptococcus deneoformans JEC21 is the source of this 514-nucleotide messenger RNA. RefSeq lists its product as hypothetical. Bases 81 to 419 code for a protein of 112 amino acids. The transcript has 2 exons. The record is from RefSeq and is a predicted model, not a curated record. Lineage: Eukaryota; Fungi; Basidiomycota; Tremellomycetes; Tremellales; Cryptococcaceae.
UGUGCGCUAUUAUAUAGACUCGUCCAUUCCACUUCAAUCAGUCUCCUACUCCUUCUGCCAUACCAACAUCAUCAACGGAAAUGGCAGCUCGUCAAGCUUCCAAGCUGUUCUACGCCUACUUGCCCGACGCCAAUAACGUCCUCGCCAGACGGUACGAAGUGCGACCCACGCAUCUCAAGAGGGCCGAGGACGACAAGAAGGCUGGUAUAUUAGAAUUUGGUCGAGGCUACCUCCCGCCUGCCAAUUCUCCCCUCUGGACCUCUGCUGACCUCCCUCCCGGCGCCAAACCCAUUGCUGGAUCACUCAUGAUCUUCCGCAUGAACACUAUCGAGGAAGUGUGGGCAAGGAUCAAGGACGAUGUUUACUGGACUGAAGGAAUCUGGGACAAGGAGAAGGGUGAUGUGAAGGAGUUCAUCUAGGGGACAACAUGCGGCGUUUACUGCUUAUUUGUGUUAAAGGACCUAAAUUACUGGGCUUUGUUAGAGAAAUGUUGUAUGGAACCGCCUUUUUGGAU